AUGGCGACCACUCCGCUCGCGACUGCCUCUCCCUAUCCAUUCCCCUCUCUGCUCUCCAAAACCCUAAACCCCACCUCCACCUUCAAGCUCUCUCCUGCUCACUCCCUCUCACUCUCCCUCCUCACCACCCCAGCGCCCCUCCUCCUCCCCCACAGGCAGGGCCGGCGGCAGCGUGACAUCUCGGCGGCGUACGGUGACGGCGACAUGGACGACGACUUCGGCGAUGCGGGCGACUUUGACCUCGACGGAGACGACGGUGUGGGGGACGACGACGACCUCGACAACGAGCAGGACUACGACGUCGACUACGACCGCCUCCUCGCCCCCGUCAAGCCUCGGCCGCAGCUCUCCGGGGUUGGCAGCCGAGGCGAGGAAGGGGAGGGGGACAUCGCCAUGGUCGCGGCUGAGAGCUUCGUGUCCACUGGGGCGUCCGCCUCCGACACCGUCGUCGACUACACCGUCGACGAAGAUGAGUUCCACAAGAUUCGCCUGCUUCACUGCGACUUCUUCAUCCGCAAGGUGCCCGACCCUGACCAAGACGUCUACGACUUCCGAGAGAUGUAUGUCACACCGCCUGACACCGACAUCUACUCCAUUCCAAGGGUUCUUGCCCCGAUGCCACAAAAGGUGCACAUAUCUUGCUAUUUCUUAUUUUUGGUGCAUGUAAAAUGCAUUAGGUUAUUAAUUGUUGAUUUUCUCUUUGAAAUUCAGUAUGUGAGGUGCGCGAAGAAAAACUUUGGCCGCUACCAUGUAAGUGAGCCACCGGUUGAGCAUCUGCGUGAUCCCCUGUACAAGACAGAGAGGGAGAUUAUGAAGGUUUUCUUAACAAAACACUACAGAAACAGGCGGUUCAGCGAUACAGAUUUUUUCCUUGAUUUUGAGGAGAUUUAUGUCAUUGACUCAAAAACAAGGUCAAUCACAAGAGCGAAAGUAGUGGUGAACGUCCCUGAAGGAAAAAAGAGAGAUAGGAGAAAUGACCUGCUACUCAUACGGGAUGGAGGCGAGUCUUUCAGAAUAACUGACAAGUCGCAAAGAGACGACGCCACCACUAUCAUCCAGAGAGAAGAGUGGACGAAAUCGAGACAGGAUGUGGAGAAGCAUUUCCGGAAGCUCAGAGAUUUUGACUACUCGAAUUGGUUCUGA
Messenger RNA from Triticum turgidum subsp. durum (durum wheat), 1143 nucleotides. The record is from the annotation of a GenBank genome assembly. NCBI's taxonomy places the organism in Eukaryota, Viridiplantae, Streptophyta, Magnoliopsida, Poales, Poaceae.